Trichogramma pretiosum is the source of this 2996-nucleotide messenger RNA. RefSeq names its product zinc finger protein 585B-like. Gene Ontology annotation, cellular component: nucleus. The record is from RefSeq and is a predicted model, not a curated record. Gene Ontology annotation, biological process: regulation of transcription by RNA polymerase II. The transcript is spliced from 3 exons. Bases 96 to 2954 code for a protein of 952 amino acids. NCBI's taxonomy places the organism in Eukaryota, Metazoa, Arthropoda, Insecta, Hymenoptera, Trichogrammatidae. Gene Ontology annotation, molecular function: DNA-binding transcription factor activity, RNA polymerase II-specific; RNA polymerase II transcription regulatory region sequence-specific DNA binding.
AAUCGUCGUCAUUUCGAGUUCAAGAUUUGUGAAUACCAUUGAAAUAAUUUUAAUUUCAUUUGAAAUAUUGAAGCAUCAGCCAUAUAUUCAACAAAAUGGAGUCCCGUACAUUCAACUAUGCUGCUGAAGUGAAAGAAGAAUUCAAUGAUAUGCAUUAUUACGAAAAUGAUAGUGGUGAAACGGAAGAACAAUCAACCGAUACUAAAAAUUUGCAAUUGCUCAGAUGUCUGCAAGAGAAUACCAAUAAUACGCUUGAAGAGCACAAAGGAAUCGAUGAAUUUCAACCUAACCAAGGUAUUAAAAUAGAAUUCGAGUGCAAAGAUGUGAAACCCGAUGUAAACUUAUUAGUACCUGUUAAAGUGAAUGCUUGUUCUUAUGGGUUUGAUGAAUAUGAUGAUGUAAAAAUUAGCGAAAAUCUUGCAACUCAUUCCUCGAUUAAAGUAGAAACUGAGAGCAUAAUCAAAGAAGAAUUUUACAGCGAUACUAUGAAAACUAUAGAUUUAGAUACUGGAAGUAAACUGAACGGACAGAAAAUGAAGAUGUGUCCUUUAGUAAAGAGAAAAAAACAAUCUAUGCAAUGCAAGUUGUGUUUGAAAAAAUUUUCUUCAAAACGAAAUCUAGAGAGACAUAUUGAUACGGUGCAUAAGUGUAUCUCUUACCCGUGUGACAUUUGUGGAAAAUCAUUUAAAGGCAAAGCUUUCCUCAAAAUUCACAUUAAUUCAUUGCAUAAUCGUCAAAAAUCUUACAACUGCGAUAUAUGCGAAAAGUCGUUUGUGCGUAAGCAUGGUUUGAGAGUUCAUAUUGAUUCGAUACAUAAUCAUAUCAAUCAUCCAUGUCACACGUGCGAAAAGUCAUUUUCAUUCAAGAGUGCUCUGAAAACUCACAUUGAUAUGGUGCAUAAACGUAUCACUUACCCAUGUGACUUUUGUAAAAAGACAUUCUCACAAAAAAGUUAUCUUGGAGUUCAUAUCGACUCAUUGCACAAUGGUCGAAAACCUUACAACUGUGAUAUAUGUGGAAAGUCAUUUUCCCAUAAGGGUACUAUGAAAACUCAUAUUGAUAAUGUGCAUAAUCUUAUUGCUUGCCCGUGUAACAUUUGUGGAAAGUCAUUUUCAUACAAUAGUUAUCUCAAAAUUCACAUUGAUUCAGUGCAUAAUGGUCGAAAAUCUCACCACUGCGAUAUAUGCGGGAAGUCAUUUAAACAAAAGAGUCAUCUGAAAACACAUAUUAAUUCGAUACAUAAACGUAUCUCUCACCCGUCUGAUAUUUGUAAAAAGACAUACGCUCAUACGCUCGAAGAACACAGAGAAAUGAAUGAUUUUCAAUCUAACCAAGAAAUUAAAAUAGAGUUUGAGUGCGAAGAUGAAAAAUCCGAUGUAAAUUUAUUAGUAACUGCUGAAGCGAGCGAAAGAAUUCAUGAAUUUCAACCUAACCAAGAAAUUAAAAUAGAGUUUGAGUGCAAAGACGUGAAACCAGCUGUGAAUUUAUUAGUACCCAAUAAAGUAAACGAUUGGUCGAACGAUUUUGCUACUAAUUCCUCAAUUAAAAUAGAAACUGAGAGCAUAGUCAAGAAAGAGUUUCUCAGCGAUAUUAUAAAAAGUAUAGAUUUCAAUACUGGAAGCGAACUCCAUGGAAAGGAUACCAAAAUUAGUCCUCAAAUAGAGAAACCCCAAAAAUCUAAUCAAUGUGAGAAAUGUUUUAAAAAUUUUUCUUCAAAAAACAGUUUGAAAAACCACAUUGAUAUGGUGCAUAAACGUAUCACUUACCCGUGUGACAUUUGUGAAAAGAAUUUUAAAAUCAAAAAUUAUCUGAAGUCACAUAUUGAUUCAGUGCAUAAUGGUCGAAAAUCUCACAGCUGCGAUACAUGCGGAAAGUCAUUUGUACAAAAAAGUGCUUUUAAAUUACACAUUGAUUCUAAGCAUAAUCGUAUCAGUUACCCAUGUGGCAUUUGUGGAAAAACAUUUGUAAAUACAAGUAAUCUCAAAGUGCAUACGGAUUCAGUGCAUGAUAAUCGAAAACCUCACAGCUGCGAUGUAUGCGGAAAGUCAUUUGCACAAAAAAGUAAUCUGAAAAAUCACAUUGAUAUGGUGCAUAAACGUAUUGCUUACCCGUGUGACAUUUGUGGAAAGUCAUUUUCAUACAAUAGUUAUCUCAAAAUUCACAUUGAUUCAGUACAUAAUGGUCGAAAAUCUCACAACUGCGAUAUAUGCGGGAAGUCAUUUACACUAAAGAGUAAUCUGGAAACACAUAUUAAUUCGAUACAUAAACGUAUCUCUUACCCGUGUGAUAUUUGUAAAAAGACAUUUUCCUAUAAGGGUAGUCUCAAAUUUCAUAUUGAUUCAGUACAUAAUGGUCGAAAAUCGCACAACUGCGAUGUAUGCGGAAAGUCAUUUGUACAAAAAAGUAAUCUGAAAAAUCACAUUGAUGUGGUGCAUAAUUGUAUUGCUUACUCGUGUGACAUUUGUGAAAAGUCAUUUACAAAUAAGGGUUAUCUCACAGUACAUAUCGAUUCAUUGCAUACUGAUCGCAACCCUCACAGCUGCAAUACAUGCGGAAAGUCAUUUUCAUUCAAGCGUGCUCUGAAAAUCCAUAUUGAUACGGUGCACAAACGUAUCACUUACGCGUGUGACAUUUGUGAAAAGUCAUUUACAACUAAGGGUUAUCUCAGAAUACAUAUCGAUUCACUGCAUAAUGGUCGAAAUCCUCACAGCUGCAAUACAUGCGGAAAGUCAUUUGUACAAAAAAGUUCUUUAAAAUUACACAUUGAUUCUAUGCAUAAACUUAUCAAUUUCCCAUGUCACAAGUGUGGAAAAACAUUUGUAAAUAAGGGUAAUCUCAAAGUACAUACGGAUUCAGUGCAUGAUAAUCGAAAACCUCACAGCUGCGAUGUAUGCGGGAAGUCAUUUGUACGAAAAGGUUCUCUGAAAAUCCAUUUUGAUACGGUGCAUAAUUGACGGAAACCUCUCUACUGUGACAUUUGCAAAAAAUUGUAUUCU